UUUUUUUAAUUCACAAAAGUUGGACAGAAAAGCACAGAGCAAAGACUUUGGCAAUCUCUCUUUUCCCUCUCUCUCUGUGAAGAAAAACUCAGACGUAGAAUCUCUCUCUUUUUCUGUUUCUGGGACUGUGUUCCUCUGAUCUAUGCUCUGCUUAGCUGAAAAAUCAGGUUUUUCAGAGAUUCACCCAAAAAAAAAAAAAAAAAGGAGAGGAAUACAUAUAUAUAUAUAUUCGCUGAAAUGUUUUCGUUUUGAUCGUUAAGGGCCAAGGUUUUGAACAAUUUACCCUUGAAAUUUGACUGUUGGAUCAGAGUUUUUUUUUCGGUGGUUGUGGGAUAUUUUUUGGGUUUUCUUCAUUUAAUAUCCGAGCUGAAUAGCUUUAUUUUUCAGUCUUGGGUUUAAUCAUUGUGUUUUUUGGGUAAUGUGAAUUUUGGUCAGAGACCCAUCAGAGAGCUGGUAGGUGGGUAGGGAAGGAAAAAAGAAAAUUAUAGAAAGAAGGAAAAAAAAAAAAAAAAAAGAAAGAAAAGGGAGAUUGACUGGUAGAUGAGAGGAAGAGGGAGUGAGAGAGAGUUGAGACGGAGCCCUAGAAAGAUGAAAACUUUGCACCCAAAAGCCUUCUUUGGAAUUCUGAGUUAAGCCCAGAAUAUUUUUCCCUUUUUGUCUAUUAGAUUGAAUCGAAGAAAACCCUAGAAAAAAUUUCUCAUUUACUCAUGCCGACCGACUUAGAUAAUUCAUCUACGGCUUCAGGGGAAGCCAGCGUUUCUUCCUCUGGAAACCAAACAGCACCACCCAAAUCAGCCGCCAAGAAAAAGCGAAACCUUCCUGGAAUGCCUGAUCCAGAUGCGGAGGUGAUUGCUCUGUCUCCGAAGACUCUGUUAGCCACAAACCGAUUCGUAUGCGAAAUUUGCAACAAAGGAUUUCAGAGGGAUCAGAAUCUGCAACUUCAUCGGCGGGGUCAUAAUCUGCCAUGGAAGCUGAGACAGAGGUCGAGCAAAGAGGUGAAGAAGAGGGUCUAUGUAUGCCCGGAACCUUCUUGUGUUCAUCACGACCCAUCGAGAGCUUUGGGGGAUCUUACUGGGAUUAAAAAGCAUUUUUGUAGGAAACACGGCGAGAAGAAGUGGAAAUGCGAUAAGUGUUCGAAGAAAUACGCUGUUCAGUCGGAUUGGAAAGCUCAUUCCAAAAUUUGUGGCACCAGAGAGUAUAAAUGCGAUUGCGGCACCUUAUUUUCAAGGAGGGAUAGUUUCAUCACGCACAGGGCGUUUUGUGAUGCUUUGGCCGAAGAGAGCGCAAAAGCUCAAACUCAGACUCAAUCACCAGCAAAAAUUAAUUCGGAAACAGAGCCAAAAGUUCAGCCAGUCAAUUCUCCACCUCCACCUCCUUCUUCUCCUCUUCCCCCUCCUCCAUCAGCACCACCGCCAGAACCAGCUCCUCCUCCACCACCACCACCUUCAUCAAAGGCCUCUGCCCCAUCAGCUCCUUCUCAGUCAACUGGUGUAUUAUCCACAUCUCUGCCGAUUCAAACAUCAGAGUUACCGGAAAAUCAUCCCCCACGAAUUUUAGAAGACACUCCUGCUGCGGGAUUAAAUGGGAGUUCCGGCACCAGCUCAAGCUCAAGCAGCAAUGGCAGCACAAGCAACAGUGUAUUCGCAAGCUUAUUUCCUUCAACAACUGCUUCAGCAACUUUGCAACCCCCUCAACAUCCUGCAUUUACCGAUUUAAUUCGAGCCAUGUCUCGUCCCGAACACCCCACGGAUUUAGCACCGUCUUCAUCAGUAGAACCAAUUUCACUUGGUCUGUCAACCAACCAUGGUUCCUCGAUUUUCGGGACUGCAGGGCAGGAACGAAGACAAUAUGCACCUCCACCACAACCAGCCAUGUCUGCGACAGCACUACUUCAGAAAGCUGCUCAAAUGGGUGCGGCGGUGUCGAAUGCUUCGUUGCUACGAGGUUUUGGGCUCGUUUCCUCUUCGUCUUCGUCCGGGCAUCAGGAAAAUCUGCAAUGGAAUCAGAGGCAAGUGGAUCAAGAUAAUACUUCCUCUUCGGUUCCUGCAGCACUGGGACUUGGUCUUCCUUGCGAUGGAGGUUCUGGAUUGAAGGAAUUGAUGAUGGGAACUCCUUCCAUGUAUUGUCCAAAGCAAACCACACUUGAUUUUCUUGGAUUGGGAAUGGCUGCUGGAGGUAGCCCCAACGGUGGUUUGUCGGCGCUGAUGACGUCCAUCGGUGGAGGAAUUGGUGCCAAUCUUGAUGUAGCUGCUGCUGCUGCUGCAACUUCAUUUGGAGGUGGAGAAUUCAGUGGCAAAGACAUUGGAAGGAGCUCGUGAAAAAUGGUCAAAACAGGAAAAAAAAAAAAACAGAGCCGGCUCAAACUUUACCUGUGGCCGUAGGCGAGAAAAAGUUAAAAAAAAAAAAAAAAUGUAUAGUAUUUUCAUAUCAAUGAUAUUAAUUAAUUUAUGUAAACAGUAUAUUUUAGUUAAAUUUUAUUUUUCUUGCUUUCGAUUUGAA
This is a messenger RNA of Ziziphus jujuba (common jujube), 2499 nucleotides long. Its product is annotated as zinc finger protein GAI-ASSOCIATED FACTOR 1. The transcript has 4 exons. Lineage: Eukaryota; Viridiplantae; Streptophyta; Magnoliopsida; Rosales; Rhamnaceae. The record is from RefSeq and is a predicted model, not a curated record. Gene Ontology annotation, molecular function: DNA-binding transcription factor activity. Gene Ontology annotation, cellular component: nucleus. Bases 708 to 2318 code for a protein of 536 amino acids.